Messenger RNA from Botrytis porri, 2367 nucleotides. RefSeq lists its product as uncharacterized. Gene Ontology annotation, molecular function: chitin binding; hydrolase activity, acting on carbon-nitrogen (but not peptide) bonds. The record is from RefSeq and is a predicted model, not a curated record. The transcript is spliced from 3 exons. The coding region runs from base 211 to 2058 and encodes 615 amino acids. NCBI's taxonomy places the organism in Eukaryota, Fungi, Ascomycota, Leotiomycetes, Helotiales, Sclerotiniaceae. Gene Ontology annotation, biological process: carbohydrate metabolic process.
UGUUAUAUAAAUCUUGCUUCUCGUCAUUAUCUUUCAACUUUCCUUCCUCCCUACCCCUACUCCGGUAUAUAAGACCGUUGACAUUCUUUUCUGAACGGGCAUUCUUUCAUUUCGUCCAUUUCCAUAAUAUAUCCAAUCAUUCAUCAUCCAUUUCAAUUCUUUUAGUGUACAUUUUCCAACAGCCUAUUUUAUAAUCUAAUAACGACCAAGAUGAAAUCUUUCUUCUUAACUCUGGCCACGAGCUUUAUGCUCAGCGGUAUGAGUCUUGCGUUUCCAGUGGAGGGAACUGAUUCCCAAGAUCCUGGCUUUCUUGCCUUCCUUUCCAAGCGGGCCACAAUAAGUACAGACAACACUUGCGGAAAUUCGUUCGCAGGAGCAAACAAUAGCUAUUCGUGUGAUGCCACUGUAAACACAGGAGGAUGCUGUUCGGCCUAUGGAUAUUGUGGAAACACAACUGACUACUGCGGAACGGGUUGCCAAAAUGCCUUUGGAACUUGUACCGGAACAACAGUCCAACCAUCAGAGAACACUUUCACAUGUGGAGCGAGCAAUGGAGGGCUUUCUUGUACUGGAGGACUUUGCUGUUCUACGUCGGGAUAUUGUGGAAACACAACAGAUUAUUGCGACUCAGGGUGUCAGUCUACAUUUGGAACUUGCACCACUGCUGCUGCCGAGCCAGCAACAGGAGGAACUUGUGGUCCAAACUUUGGUGGUGCGACUUGUGGAGGAAACCAAUGCUGUAGUGUUUCUGGAUACUGCGGAACUACCCAAGACUAUUGUUCUGACCCAGGGAGUUGCUCACUUGGAUAUGGAAGAUGCGACUCAGAUGCAACGCCUGCCGGAGCAUCAACUCUUAAUGUUGCAAGACCAUUGAUAGGGCCUAUCACCUAUACAGAUGACAUCUAUGACUGCGUGCAAAAUAAUGUCGUAGCUCUUACCUACGAUGAUGGUCCAUACAAUUAUACAUCCGACCUCCUCGAUAUCUUAAAGUCGUAUGGUUACCAAGCGACGUUUUUCAUCACCGGCAACAACAAUGGAAAAGGAGAAAUUGAUACCACCGCUCCAUAUCCAUCUUUGAUUCAACGUAUGAUUGCAGAAGGACAUCAAGUUGCAUCUCAUACCUGGAGUCAUUACUCUCUUUCAAAUAUUUCACACGACCUUCGAAUGCAGCAGAUGGUGAAAAAUGAGAUGGCCUUCAAUAACAUCAUCGGAAAAUGGCCAACUUACAUGAGACCCCCUUAUUCUGAUUGUAAUGAGGCAUCAGGAUGCUGGGCAGAUAUGCAAACUCUUGGAUACCACAGAGUCUAUUUCGAUUUGGACACUCAGGAUUAUCUAAACCCCUUGCCAUCGCAAAUUCAGAACUCCAAGAACAUUGUGCAGAGAGCACUUGCUGCAACAGGCGUUCAAGACUACCUGUCUAUUCAGCACGAUAUUGUACAACAAUCCGUUGGCAACCUUUCCACCUACUAUUUCGAUCAAAUCAAGGCUAGAGGAUGGAAGGGCGUUACGGUUGGUGAUUGUUUGGGUGACACCGAUAGAACCAAUUGGUAUCGCUCUCUCACCUCCGGUUCCACAACGUCAUCUUCUGUCGCAGUCUCAUCUCAAAGCGCUUCUGCAAGCGCAAAGACCAGUGGUACAUCAGCAAGUGGCGCCACAACUGCCAAAACUUCUGCUGUGUCCGGGACCGCAACAACUUUGAAAUCCACAAGCACUGCGCUUAGUUCCGCAAAGUCAUCCACAAGCUCUGUAAAGACUUCAACAACGGUCAAGCAAUCAACUUCGACGGCUAUACCGACGCCAACCGUAGUCCCAACCCCAGCGGCAACAUGUGCUGUGACAGUUGGAAAAUGGUGUGGUAAGAUUACUCCUUUCAACACCAUGUUGACAUGCCAAAAAUCAGCCGCUGCUUGUUAUGCAGACACCUUGAACUGUGCUACGACUGCUGGCUGGAAGGAUCUUUCAAAAUGCGCAGCUUUCACCAAGAUUUGCGAGAAGCUGCCACUUUAUUGUCUAAAGUGUGUCAAAUCUGGUUGUUCGAAUACGGCUUUUGGUUAUUAAUAGAGCGCAAGUUGUGAGACUCUAAUGGGAUGAUGGGCGUAAUAAAACAGUGGGGGUAGGUUAGUGUUCGCGAAUUUGGACAUAUAUGUCAUGGUUCAUUGAGGCGUUGGAGUAUCAGACUGUCGUAGCGUUGGGAUGGCAGUCAAGAAAUUGUUUCUGAUAUACUCUUAAAUCAUGCAAUCGGUUUUGAACACGAUUGUUACAAGAGAUUCGGCCUUCCACAUACGUAUGCUCUACAGAGGUGUAAAAAGCGACACAUUCAUUCAAAUAAAUAGAUAAAUCAAACCAGACAAUGAAAACAUUGAAAGU